This is a messenger RNA of Anopheles aquasalis, 1275 nucleotides long. RefSeq names its product probable inactive allantoicase. The record is from RefSeq and is a predicted model, not a curated record. Lineage: Eukaryota; Metazoa; Arthropoda; Insecta; Diptera; Culicidae. Gene Ontology annotation, molecular function: allantoicase activity. Gene Ontology annotation, biological process: allantoin catabolic process.
AUGGCAACACACCACGAAGCAUCCGAAGUGGAAGCAACGCCCCACCGGCCCCCUGACUUUACGGAGCUGAGUGAGGUCGCAUCGAUUGGGAGCAACGGAAAGGUACUAUUCGCAACGGAUGAUUGGUUUGCUCCGGCCGAAUGGAUGCUGAAGGAUACGGACCCGGUGUUCCUGGCCGACGAGUACACCCCCUACGGCAAGUGGAUGGAUGGAUGGGAAACGCGUCGCAAACGGCUCCCAGGGCACGAUUGGUGUUUACUCGAGCUCGGUGCACCGACCCGAAUCGCAGGGCUACUCAUCGACACCGCCUACUUCACCGGUAACUAUGCACCACGUGUGUCGGUGCAGGGCGGAACACUCGAUGGAACGAUGCGAGAGAUGCUGCAAUCAUCGAUCCCACGACGACCCGAGCACGAGGGUGGUAUGAUGGGUUGUGGGGCGAGUGAAGAAGAACUUGGUAUGGCCAAUCUGCUCGCUACGGACCAGUGGGAGGUACUGUUGCCACGUGUGGAGCUACAAUCCGGCUACGAAGCUACCCGAAGACACUAUUUCGCCCUCCCGGACUCGAAACGCUCGUUAGUGGUGAACCAUCUGCGGGUCAACAUGUUCCCAGACGGAGGCAUCGCUCGGUUGCGUGUGUUCGGGUACGUCGAGCGGUUGAAAAGCGUCAGCACCAAGCAAUCUUUCGAUCUGAUCGCGAUGCUCAACGGUGGACGGUGUACGGGCUGGUCGAACGCACACUAUGGUCACCCGAGGAAUCUGAUCAAACCGACCGAGGGACGCAAUAUGGGCGAUGGAUGGGAAACCGCCCGGAGGCUCGAUCGGCCGCCGGUGUUGCGAAUCGAUGCGGCCGGUAUACUGCAGGUGCCGGGUUGCGAAUGGGCCAUCUUUGACCUGGCCGCUCCCGGAUGGAUCGAGCAGGUGUGCAUCGAUACGAAACACUUCCGAGGGAACUAUCCGGACAGUGUGCGGCUAGACUAUACGCCAGCAUCGCCUGAGGAGAGCUGGGUCGAUCGAUGGGUUCCAUUGAUGGAAGCGAAAAAGCUCGGCCCUGAUCGGAUGCAUGUCUUCCGGGGGGAGCAGUUGCUGGAGCAAAAGCAUGCAGCCGGCAAGAUUCGUGUGACGAUUGCACCGGAUGGAGGUAUUUCGCGGGUUCGAGUCAUUGGUAGAGUGUCGAGCGAGUGAACGAUAGUGUGACCAGUGAGGCUACUUAAAAUCAGUUAAUCUAAUGAAGUUUUCGUGUAUGAAUCUGAUGAAUUUGAUAAAUAAAAAGGC